This is a messenger RNA of Linum tenue, 555 nucleotides long. The record is from the annotation of a GenBank genome assembly. Lineage: Eukaryota; Viridiplantae; Streptophyta; Magnoliopsida; Malpighiales; Linaceae.
AGAAGUUCAGUUCGAGUGCAGGGAAGUUCUGAGAAACUCAUUGGGAAGCGUUACUUCAAUUUGCAUUAUAAUUUUCAUGAGAUAUCUGCACUAGCAGCUGAGAGCGACAGAAUGUAUGAGCAUGCAAGUGAAGUUUUUUCAAAUUUGCUAAAGGAAUUGCAGGUAAUGAAGAAGUGCUCAAAUGGUGGAACUUCUAAUGAGAUAUUAUGUUCUAAUCAUGAAGAAGAGUAUCCAACUGUAGCCGGAGUUAAGUCAAAAGCUACUGUUGGACGACCAAAAGGAAGAUUUAAAGGUGCAUUAGAGAGACAAAAAAGUCACAAAGUUCAAUCAAAACCAAAGGGUAAGAAGGUGAAAAUUGGUUCUUCUCAGCAAGUAGAAAGCAGUACUGAACUGCAAAUACAAAAUAAUCAGGUGAUGAACAAACAUCAGCUUCAAAGAUCAAUUGUUAGUUCAGCUGGAGAAAACUUGGAGUCUACACCUUGUGUAAGCGAUAUAUCAUUCACACAAUUGUUACAGGAUGUCACAUCAAACCCACAAGCACAUGGUCCUCAACAC